GAACCAAAACAAAUCCUCCCAAGUAAAGGGCGUAAAUGAAUGGUAUGCUCCUAAGGAUAACAAUCCCUUGCUAUUUAUUUAGAGAAAUGAUUCAUUUCUCAUUUAUUUACGCGCGCGGCGAUCUUUGGCUCUUAAUUUUCCGAGGAAUUUGCAGAGCCUAGCCUCAAAAAGAAAAAGAAAUCGUAAAACUGAAGGACACUGCGAGAUAAGUUGCAGAGAUGGGGUUUUGAGGCUCACCGUUCUCUUCUUCUGUGAAGUUUGUUGAGCCAGUCAUGACAAUGGAGGAUGAUUCAAUCGAACAAGCAGCUGUUGCUCGUCGGGAGAGGCUCAAGGCUCUCAAAGCUGCGAAAGAGCUUAUGAACGGUCCAGAUGAAGAUUUAGGGCAAAAGGAGUCUAUAAAAGAAGAUGCAGAGGAAACUGAGCCAGAGGAACAACCGAGCAUGAAGUUCCGGAAUUACCUUCCUCAUGACAAGCAUCUCCAGGAAAGCAAGUUGGCACCCCCUCCCCCACCAAAGUUUGAAGAUCCAGUUGCUCCAGAACCUCCAGUAUCUGAAAAACCAGAGGACCCAUUUGUGAACAUUGCCCCAAAGAAGCCAAAUUGGGAUCUUCAGAGGGAUGUGCAAAGCAAGCUCAAGAAGCUUGAGAAGCGGACGCAAAAGGCAAUGUUCGAGCUCAUGCAGGAACAAGACAAGGAAAGAUUAGCUUUAACUACAGAAAAUGGCACUGUCAGUUCUGAAGAUUAGCUGGCGCUGCUGAUUGUUGAUUGAUAUUGUACAUGCCUCCUUCAGCGUUCCUAGAUUCCACCUCAAAAAUAUGAGAGGUAUGAUUCGGAGUUUCAAGAAUUUAUGGUCGCCUUUGGUUUGAAAAGCUGUAUACAAUGAAUAUAAUCAGAGACAGUGGAGAGGAGGAAUGUAACGUGGCUGCUACUUUUUAUAUUAGCUCUGUACACAUUCAGAACAAUCCGGAAUUCCAGAACCACAAGUGCCUCAAUCUUAAUAUGCA
Amborella trichopoda is the source of this 1002-nucleotide messenger RNA. Its product is annotated as Cwf18 pre-mRNA splicing factor. The record is from RefSeq and is a predicted model, not a curated record. Lineage: Eukaryota; Viridiplantae; Streptophyta; Magnoliopsida; Amborellales; Amborellaceae. Gene Ontology annotation, cellular component: U2-type spliceosomal complex; post-mRNA release spliceosomal complex.